GUCGCACAGACAUAACAUUCCACAAGAAUACUACAUAAUACGAAAACAAAGUUUUUUCAAAAGACUAAGGAGUUGGUAUAUAGUCUUUCAAGUGUGUGGGAUGUGAUUUGGAUUUCGACAGGAAGAAUAAUCCUUAAUAAAAAAUGAAUGUGCGCCAAUUCAGGCCUCACGUCGUACUGCCCCUAAUUUUAGUCUUGUACGUAAAAGUUUCUGUUGCUGUGGACAGCGAAAAUGCUGCCCAAAGGGAGCUAGACAACAACUUAAGAAGUAAGUUUGUAACAUUCGCCAAGCGCGGUUUUGAGGCUCAUAACAAGUUUCGCGCUCGCCACCAUUCACCGAGUUUGAAAUGGUCGGAUAAGCUAGCUGCGCGUGCGCAAAAGAUCGCCUACCUCAUGGCGCUGAAUGGGACCAUCCAGGUACCGGGUGUCGAUCAGCUAGGUGAAAAUAGGGCCAAGAUAUCCGCUGUUAAUUACGACUGUGAGCUCGCGGGCGAGGAAGCGGCUAAAAUAUGGUACAAUCAGGGCAGCCACUACAGCUACUCGGAUCCACGCCUUAACAGCGACACGGACUCUUUCACCCAGCUAGUGUGGAAAGAAUCACGUGAUGUCGGCAUGGGGUGCGCCCAGAGGAAGGGAACGGUUACCAACGAGAUCUACGUGGUCGCUCUGUACUACCCCGCAGGGAACUCGGAGGCGACGCUACGCGACAACGUCAUUGGCCCGAACAAGAUGGAGGCUAAGGACGUCUACGCCACGAUUUACAGGCGACAUAAGACGAAAUUCAUUAAGAAGAAUAAAAUACACAAGACGGCUCAGUAAUCUAUAGGGGCAAGAGGACCUGUAUUAAAUACAGACGGAUAAGUAACUUAUAUGAUCAGAAGCAUUAUAAGGGCCAAGAUUAGUUAUUUGCUUCUAUCCGUUCACACGUUUUUUAAAGAGUGGUUCGCUCCAUGUAGCGACGGGACACGUGUAAGAUCGACCAGUCCUCUUGGGACCACAUAAUUGUCAGCAAAAACAUUUUUAAUAAUUCUGGAAUCCAUUGAACACAUAUGUAUAAAGAUUAUACCUACUUUAUAACCCGCAAUACCGAGAAGUUACUCGCUUGGAA
Molecule: messenger RNA, 1107 nt
Organism: Nematostella vectensis (starlet sea anemone)
Lineage: Eukaryota; Metazoa; Cnidaria; Anthozoa; Actiniaria; Edwardsiidae
Product: protein PRY1
Exons: 5
Coding region: 144-818 (224 amino acids)
Source: RefSeq, a predicted model, not a curated record